AUGUACAUUGUAGCAAUUGGCAAUAACCAAGAUGAACCCGAAAUUCAACCUGCCAUACAAAAUACAACUAUUUACUGCUAUAGCCUAAUUCUAUGUACAAAAGUUAUCUGCACGGUGCCAGCAUGCUUAGGGAACAUUACAUCUCUAAGAUACAUUUAUCUAAGUUCCAACAAAUUUAACUCUGCUCUACCUUCAAGCUUAGGGAGCCUCGGUGAUCUCUUGCAUCUUGAUUUGUCUUCAAACUAUUUGAGUGGCUCUCUUCCCUCAGAAAUCGGAAGUUUAAAGGCUGCAACACUGUUAAAUGUUUCUAUGAAUCAAAUUUCAGGGAUCAUCCCUAGUACAAUUGGAGGGACAAUUCCAAUGGAGAUUGGGAAUCCGAACAAAUUGAAGAUACUGGCCAUCACCAACAAUCAGCUUUUCGGUUCUUUGCCGUUGGGGAUGUUCAACUUGACGGCGCUUCAAGAACUAUAUCUUCAAAACAACAAUCUAAAUGGAAUUGUUGGUGAGAAUGGAGUAAAAGGUGCAUUAAAAGUCGAAUUCCCAGAAGACUAUAUUCUGUUACGCGUGACCACGUCUUAUUCUACUGUGAAAUCCAGAGUUCGUGCGACGCAAGAUGAAUAUGUAGUUUAA
Messenger RNA from Coffea eugenioides, 630 nucleotides. RefSeq names its product probable leucine-rich repeat receptor-like protein kinase At1g35710. Gene Ontology annotation, molecular function: protein binding. The coding region runs from base 1 to 630 and encodes 209 amino acids. NCBI's taxonomy places the organism in Eukaryota, Viridiplantae, Streptophyta, Magnoliopsida, Gentianales, Rubiaceae. The record is from RefSeq and is a predicted model, not a curated record. The transcript has 3 exons.